Amaranthus tricolor (Joseph's coat) is the source of this 1427-nucleotide messenger RNA. Its product is annotated as protein ENHANCED DISEASE RESISTANCE 2-like. The transcript has 2 exons. Bases 175 to 1089 code for a protein of 304 amino acids. NCBI's taxonomy places the organism in Eukaryota, Viridiplantae, Streptophyta, Magnoliopsida, Caryophyllales, Amaranthaceae. The record is from RefSeq and is a predicted model, not a curated record.
AAUAAUAAAUAAUACUUCAUCAUGAUAAAAAUAAUAAAAAGCGAAACCCUUUUCUUUCUCUUUACUAAUUAUUGUGUUACUCAUGAGUCAUAACUCAUAACUAACAUUUCCAAUUCCUCUUACUUCAGAGGGAGAAACACCAAAAAUCUGGAGAGAGAAAGUUUCACGAAGAUUAUGAACACCACCACCCCUGCCACCAGCAAUUAUGAAACGCGGUCGUCCUCAAAUCUAGAUUGGAGAGAAAAAACGAUCAACGGUGGAUCUUUACGCCACGUGGACCUUCUCAAUGGAUCCAACGGUUGGGCAUCACCGCCUGGAAACUUAUUCUCUCUCCGAUCAAAACAGUAUUUGUUGAAGAAAACCAAGUCCUCCGCCUCUGUUGACUAUCUCUUGAGGCCUACCGCCGUUGAUUGGUUAAAGUCAAAUUCUAAGCUUGAGCACGUGCUUUCACGUGCCGACAACCGUGUUAUGCGUGUUCUUCGAUCUCAUCAGUCUAAUGGAGAUUUUCUUAAGUCUUUCGUUUUUGCUGUUAAUCUUCAAGUUCCAGGUAGAGAGCAUCACAGCGCGGUAUUCUACUUCUCAACAGAUGAGCCAAUUGAAUCAGGUUCAUUGUUAGAACGUUUCAUAAAUGGCGAUGAUGGGUUCAGGAAUAGCCGAUUAAAGCUAGUGAAUCGAAUUGUAAAGGGACCAUGGAUAGUAAAAACAGCAGUGGGAAACUACAGUGCUUGCCUCUUAGGGAAGGCAUUGACAUGUCGGUAUCACAGGGGACCGAACUACUUGGAGAUUGAUGUGGAUAUCUCGAGCUCGAAGAUAGCUGGUGCAUUGGUUCAUCUUGCGUUGGGGUGUGUCACAUCGGUAACAAUAGACAUGGGAUUUGUGGUCGAAGGCCAGAUUGAAGAGGAGUUGCCGGAGAAGUUGAUUGGGGCGGUGAGGAUUUGUCAAAUGGAGAUGAAUUCAGCCGAGUUUGUUGACUCAAAUUCACCUUCGAAUGGGGUUGGCAUAGGAAGGUUGGGUUUGGCUAAGGUGAAUCAUGUUGACGGGGAAGGAAGUAGUAGGAGUGACCAAUCUGAUCCGGGUGUCCUCUCUUAGAGCUAAUUUGGUAAAAUUACUCGGGGAACAUAAUUGCAGAGUGUCUUUUGACGGCUUGAAGGGAACAAAUUAGAAUUUCAUCAAGUCUAAAUCAUGGCCCAUCAGCCAAUACCAAACUCCCUUAUGUUUAUUCAUCUCUUCAUACCCAUAUUUAUUUAUGGUCAAUACAAUUAAAUUAGAUUAAAGAUUCUUUGGGUCAUACGACAUUUUUUAAGGGUGGGAUUGGUGAUGAGUGGAGGUUAAUAGUCAAGGCUGUUAUGAAUCUUGUGAUGUUGAGGAUGGGGAAGGUUGUACUCGAUUAUAAAACAUAAUAAAAGUAGUAUUGUUAACUUGACUUC